AUGGAGGCUGAGGAGCCACCUGAGGCCAGGAGAUGCUGCCCCGAGACCCUGGGGAAGGCCAAGGGAUACUGUCCUGAAGCCCUGGGCAAGCUUCUGCCCGGCCUCUGCUUCCUUUGCUGCCUGGUGACCUAUGCGCUGGUGGGUGCUGCUCUCUUCUCUGCUGUCGAGGGCCGCCCUGACCCUGAAGCAGAGGAAAACCCUGAGUUGAAGAAGUUCCUGGACGAUCUGUGCAACAUCCUGAAAUGUAACCUGACAGUGGUUGAAGGUAGCAGGAAGGACCUGUGUGCUCAUCUGCAGCAGCUCAAACCUCAGUGGUUCAAGGCUCCAGAGGAUUGGUCCUUCCUGAGUGCUCUCUUCUUCUGCUGCACAGUGUUCAGCACAGUGGGUUAUGGCCACAUGUACCCUGUCACCAGGCUCGGUAAGUUCCUGUGCAUGCUGUAUGCGCUCUUUGGAAUCCCUCUAAUGUUCCUGGUCCUCACAGACAUAGGGGACAUCCUGGCCACCAUCUUAUCCAGGGCUUACAGUCGGUUCCAGGGUCUCCUUUGCCUCCCCCACGAUAUCUCCAAGUGGUGCUCCUUCUCGCUGUGCCGGAAGCAGCCUGACAGUAAACCCGCGGACGAAGCCAUUCCUCAGAUUGUCAUUGAUGGCGAGGAUCUCCUAGACCCGCAGCUCAGCAGGGAGCCCACGUCUCCGAGCUGCAAAGUGGAGCUGUUUGAGAGAUUAGUUGCCCGAGAGAAACAGAACAAGCUACAACCACCCACGCGGCCCGUGGAGAGGAGCAACUCGUGUCCCGAGCUAGUGCUGGGGCGACUGUCCUGUUCUAUUCUAAGCAACCUGGAUGAAGUGGGCCAGCAGGUUGAGAGGUUGGACAUCCCUCUUCCCGUCAUCGCCCUGGUCAUCUUUGCGUACAUCUCCUGUGCCGCUGCUAUCCUCCCCUUCUGGGAGACCGAACUAGGCUUUGAAGAUGCUUUCUAUUUCUGCUUUGUGACACUGACCACAAUAGGGUUCGGGGACAUCACGCUGGUGCACCCUCAUUUCUUCCUCUUCUUCUCUAUCUACAUCAUUGUGGGAAUGGAGAUCCUGUUCAUUGCCUUCAAACUGAUGCAGAACCGGCUCCUGCACACCUACAAAACCCUCAUGCUGUUUGUUUGCCAAAGGGAAGUUUCGCUACCUUGCUAA
Molecule: messenger RNA, 1179 nt
Organism: Arvicanthis niloticus (Nile rat)
Lineage: Eukaryota; Metazoa; Chordata; Mammalia; Rodentia; Muridae
Gene: Kcnk18
Product: potassium two pore domain channel subfamily K member 18
Biological process (GO): stabilization of membrane potential; potassium ion transmembrane transport
Cellular component (GO): plasma membrane
Molecular function (GO): outward rectifier potassium channel activity; potassium ion leak channel activity
Source: RefSeq, a predicted model, not a curated record